AUGAACAUGCGACUUGAGGAUUUUGAACGGUUCCUGGAAUGUAUUCGGUCCUACCCUUUUCUUUAUGACAAGACGCAUUGCGACUAUAAAGACACGGAUGGCAAGACCAACCGAUGGGAAUUAAUAGGACGGGAGUUCGGCCUGACUGCUUCCGAAGCAUCAUCAAAAUUUAGAAAUGCCAGGGACCGUUGGCUUAAGAUCGUCAGCGGCACUGACGCCACAUGUCGGAGUGGGGCACCCGGCGACGCCGCGAAAAAGUGGGCGCUCUUCCCCCUGAUCGACGGCAUGCUGCGAAGCACGCCGCACUACGCCCGCAGGACCACGACAAACAUUCCAAAUAAAACCGGACAAUCACCAGGGCCGAGUCAGCCAAGUUGCAGCAGGUUUGCUACCCCAGAAAGGUACGACGACACAGUUGUCAACUCGCAUGACGACGACAGCACCCCAGCACCUGCUCAAACUGGGUUGUCAGGGUCUUGUAGCCCUUCACCAGCUCAAAACCGGGGGCCACCUUCUCUUAACCUUGCACCAGUUGAGAUUGGUCCACUUGGGCAAUACACGCCGCCAGCCAGGCUGUCCAAAGGAACACCUGCCGGAGGGCCACCUUCACGAAGGAGGAAGAGAAGAGACGACAAUUUUGAAGAUUGCGUCAAGGCGGCCCUUGUCAAAUGUGCUGGCAGUCUUGCUAGCAUCACAGGAAAACAAAGGAAUGAAGUAGAAUGCGACGACGACAGUGCGGCCACGGGCCGCUUAGUCACCGUGAAGCUUCGUGCUCUGCCACCAAGGCAGCGAUCGCAAGCUAUAUUUAAUAUAUCCAAAAUUUUGUAUGAAGCUGAGCAAGAUAGUCUAUAG
Dermacentor albipictus is the source of this 852-nucleotide messenger RNA. RefSeq lists its product as uncharacterized. Lineage: Eukaryota; Metazoa; Arthropoda; Arachnida; Ixodida; Ixodidae. Gene Ontology annotation, biological process: regulation of transcription by RNA polymerase II. Gene Ontology annotation, cellular component: transcription regulator complex; nucleus. The record is from RefSeq and is a predicted model, not a curated record.